Dichotomopilus funicola is the source of this 279-nucleotide messenger RNA. RefSeq lists its product as uncharacterized. The annotation marks the transcript as partial. The record is from RefSeq and is a predicted model, not a curated record. NCBI's taxonomy places the organism in Eukaryota, Fungi, Ascomycota, Sordariomycetes, Sordariales, Chaetomiaceae. The transcript has a single exon.
GGCUCCAUCUCAACAUCAACCGGAGAAUUUGCCGUUCUUGUCCCGUUCCCUUUCCAGGCUUGCGCAGUCCAACACCUACCCAACAAGCAUGACACUGCAACUCGAGAACCCGUCGAUUGGCUGGACCCAGUCCUCCUGCCGGAGAACAGCGCGCUUAUUCUCCUGAAUGGCGAGAUCAAGUUUUUGCCGGUUGUCUUUCAUAUUGCGGGAGCCCAAGACGACGUUGCCAAUGUUGAUAAAACGAGCAUCAGGGAGAAGGAGAGAGGGCAGCCCCAGUGA